AUGUCGCUCGAACUCUUUGACGUGCCCGAUGUGGAUUAUCGGUACGAAGCCUCGCGGGAGGUGGAAUUUCAACCCGCCUUGACAGGCAUUCAACCCAUCACCUUCUCCAUUCCAGGCUCCGACGAUUAUUACGAUACCAAUUCCCUCCGCUUCAAAGUCAAAGUGCGCCUGACCGAUCCUGCCGCUGGGUACAAUGGGUUGGUGGCCAAUCUGGCCAACUCCGAUGCCAACAAUUCCAGAAACACCUACUGCGUCAACAAUUUCGGUCACACCAUCUUUCGAGAUAUCACCAUGAGCAUGAAUGGCGUCCUCAUGACUGAACAGAGCAACACUUACCAUUACAGAGCCUACGUAGAAACCCUGCUGAAUUACAACCGAGAGGAAGGAGCCACCAAGCUAGCCCCCCAAGGAUGGGUCAAUCAGCUCAAUGUGAUUGAAGAAAUGGGAGCUACAGGAGCCAAUUCGGAUGUGCCCACGGGCGCGGAUUGGAGUGGCAAUACAGAAUUGCGAUCCCUGACCAGCCGAUUGCUGGGUGAAAAUUGGCACACCUUCAUCGUUCGUCCCCAUUUGCCACCCCUCAAGACAGGCAAAUUGUUGGUCCCCAAUAUCCAGAUGGACUUUGAACUCUUCCUCAACCCCAACACCGUCUACCUGAUGGGCACCCCUAACAAAGGCACCUUGAACGCCAAGAAAUUUCCAGCCAUCCACAAUGAUGACAUCAAAGUCACCUUAUUGAUGAGAAAAGUGACCCUGAAUGCCAGCGUCUAUGUCAGACUGCAGAAAGAAAGACAGCUGAACAAACAGAUUGCCCGCUACCCUGUCGUGCGGAGCGAAAUUCGCACGUUUUCCUUUGAUGGUCGCACCACUCAGUGGGAACAAGACAAUGUGUUUGUGGGUCGAUUUCCUGACCGAGUGAUGGUGGGGUUAUUGCAUUCCAACACCUUCAAUGGAGACCUCACCAGAUACCCCUUUGCCUUUGAAAAGUUUGGUGUCACCCAAGUACGACAGACCUUGAAUGGAGAAGAAUACCCUUACAGAACCCUGCAACUAACUGGAGACCAAGCCUAUGAAGAUUUGCUGGGCUACGAUCGAUUUCUACAAGCCAUGGGUGCCUACAAUGAAGACAAGAUCCCCAUGUUGCUGCCUGGUGAUUGGGGACAAGACAAGAACUGCACCUUGUUCAUGUUUAACAAUGUGCCUAGUGGAAAAGCCGAUGACCCCCAGUAUCGCAACCCCCGCCAAUCAGGUAAUACGCGACUAGUGAUUGAUUUUGCUGCCGCGGUCGGUCACAACAUCACCGUGUUGGUAUGGAGCGAGUAUGAAAACAUGUAUGAGAUCAAUCAUCUGGGAGGUAUAAAAUACAACAUCAACGGCUAAAGUAGCCUCAGAAGUCAAAAGACACCGGGCAUGGAGUUUGUGGCGCUCAGUGAUACUGUAUUGCGGACCCUGGCCCUGGAAGAUCCCACCUUACGGCGCGUGUUUCAUGGAGUGCACCCAGCCGACCAACUCCCCCGAUCCCCCGCCAAAGAGAUCCGUCAAGCGUAUAUUGUCAAUACCGAUCCAGCGGGAGAACCGGGCCAGCAUUGGUUGGGGCUGUGGACAGAAAAGAACCAGUGCGAGAUCUUUGACAGUUAUGGUCUACCCCUGCACGUGUACACCAACCCGGAGUUGCAUCAAUGGUGGAGUCAAUGGAAGUACCUGACGCGCAGUGACCAGACCCUGCAAGCCUUGGAUAGCCAAACCUGCGGCCAUUAUGCUUUAUUUUUCUUGAAAGCCCGUGCGCAAGGACAGUCGUAUCAAGAAUUUUUGAGUCAAUGGAGUUGCGACAAUUUAGUGUUGAAUGAUCAGAAAGUGGCCGACCAGUUGAAACGGGUGAUUAAACAGGAAUUACAAGAUGAAGUGGAUGCCCGAUGUCCUAACGGGGGGCAAAAGAAUGUGAGCCGCCAGGCCUUUAUCACUUGUAAUCAUUGUGAGUGUUGAAUAAAACCCAUAAAACGAGGUGUGUCGUGAAAGAGUGGUCAUUGUCUCUCAUCAUGAUUACGCGAAGCGAUGUGCAGCGUGUGGUGGAUGCGUUUAUUCUCGAAGAAACCUUGUAUUGGUGGGAACAUCCGAUCGAGCGGAUCAACACCGUGCAAGGCAUUGACGCGUGGGAUGGGUAUCAUUGGUUAGUGGCUCGACAAUUGGCGCAAGACCAAGACUGGGUGUCCCUCAAACAGUACAUGGACAGUAUGAGUGAAACGUAUUUAAGAGAGACCAUGGAACGUCUGAUUCAGUGUGAAUCGCCACGAUUGUACCGCGACUAUUGGACAACAUGCCCAACCACAGACGACGACCCUGCUUUCGCCAAAACGGGCGCGGCAUCAUGAGCGUGUUGGCCAAAGCGUAUAAAAUUGGCGACCAAUUGGGACGGGACAAACGGUAUAAACGCAUGGGUGCUAAAGGGGCCACAGGUCAUUAUCGACGUCACCCUCGACCGUGGGAAUCAUGAUCCGUCAACCCAGUAGUGUGAUCAUCGCGGGCCCCUCGGGCAGUGGCAAGACGGACUUGGUGGAACAAUGGUUACGGUACCUGAACGUCUUUCAAGUCAAACCCCGCAAGAUUGUGUAUGCCUAUGAUCGUUGGCAACCCCGGUUUGAGCGUAUGCAAAAAAAAGAUGGGAUUCAAUUUCAUCGCGGGUUACCGGACCCCCGUCAUUUGACGCAAUGGUUUGGUCGGACGCGCGGAGGGGUACUGGUCUUGGACGACCUGAUGGAAGAAGGGGGACAAGACAAGCGCGUGUUGGAUUUGUUCACCAAAGAUUCGCAUCAUCGCAACAUCACCGUGCUGUAUUUGACACAAGAUUUAUUCCCGCCUGGCAAAUUUUCCAAGACCAUCAAUCGCAACGCGCAUUACAUUGUGGCGUUCAAAAACCCCCGGGAUCAAACAGGCAUCCGAACCAUUUUAUUGCAAGCCUUUCCGGAUCGGUGGCGUCAAGUCUUGCGCCUAUUUAAACGCAUCACGGCCCGUCCCUUUGGCUAUUUGAUGUUGGAUGUGCAUCCUGCGUCGGAUGAUCGCUACCGCCUGUGGAGUCAUUUAACGCCUCGAGAAGGCAAGGCACAAGUCCACACCUUGCGUGCGGAUGUCCCUGCCGUUCGAAAACGAACUGCAACGAGAACUCGCCAGGGUUCGUCGGCAAAGAGAAGGCGGACAACAUACUGAGUUAGCCGCCCGCAUGGACACGCCCACCUUCUCGCCCGCGGGCGUGGGCACCCCCACGGCACCGCCCCCUCCACCCCAGGAUCUCAGUAGUAUGACGGACAUGGUGGCCGAAUUGUCUCGACCCGUGGAUCGUGCUCAAUUGGAUCAAGACAUUGACGCCUUUAAUUUGACCUACCCGGUCAAUGUGGACGAUGCCUUGAAUGCGUUCACGUUACCGCCCGUGGCGGGUACCGGCACAGCACCGCCCGCCACCACGGCCACCCAAACCCGUCCUACCACGUCCACCCGAACACGCCCCACCAGCACCACCACCAGUCGACCACGACCCGUCACCUCCACCCGAACACGCCCCGCUACCACCGCCACGACCACCACGGCUCCCUCCCGUCCCUCCACCUCUCGCCGCAGUGCUGGGGCAGGCACCAGGACCACCACCUCCACGGUGACGACCCCCACUGGACGCCCCACUGUGGCCGCCAAACAACCGCGACGACGUCCCCCUGCCCCACCGUCUCCCGAUUCGUCCCCUCCGUCCGAUGACGAGGAUGAAGAUGAUGAUGACGACGAACGAGGGCGAGGAUUAAGGCGACGAUUGGAUUUGCUCAAUGAAGAUGCUCAAGAACGGGCUCGAGGCCGACGCAUCCGCAACAUCACGCAUACCAAUACAGUCACCACCGUCUACGAAGAGGGGGGUCGUCCUUCGGUGCGCCGCACGUCCACCCGCACGUCCGGCCCACGACCCCCACGUCGAGGACGAGGCCGUGGCCGUGGCCGAGCCCGUGGACGAGGUCCCAGGUCUGCGUAAUCAGAAAAAAGGUAUAAAAACAGGGGUCUCUUAUCUAUUGUCCCAAAAAAUGUGUGGUCGUUGUGGACACGCGAUGGCCCCUAGGCGCCAUCGCAAACGCUCCACGACUCGACGAUCAUCACGUCGACGGAGGAUCAAGGGUGGAAAGGCACCGUUUGUCGUGGAUAUCAAAAAAGGCUUCAAGUUGUUGACAGACCCGGCUAUGUGGAAGAUUCCGUCCAAAGCUGACAUACAGGCCGACAAACAACGAGUGGCCAAUUAUAAACGCCAGUAUCGCGCGAGUGGAACUAAAGACUCGUACAACAAGUGGUUGGUCAAAAAGGGGUAUGCCAAAAAAGUGGGUGGGUGCAGUUUGAUGUGACAUGUAUAAAAAAGAGGGACACGGUGUUCCGCUCUCAAACAAGAGUCGUCAUGAGACGCAAACGUAAACGCUCCACGACUCGACGACCCGCUAAACGACGACGGCGUGUGAGUCAAGUGGGGGGUGUCUCGCCAGCACUCAUUGUGGGGAUUGGCAAAGCCGGCUAUGGGAUUACCAAAGCCAUCGGGGAGCAUCAACAAGAGCGUGCCAAAAAAAUAUCCGAUAAACGCUGGCGUGAUUAUCUUUCAGGCAAACGGAAAUCCUAUGGAGGAGAAUCGUUUAAUUGUUCCCUUAUGUGAAAAAACGUAUAAAAAGACCUUUGUGGGCCUGAAUAAGAGUCAAUUGAACGAUGGUCCGGGGACCCAACGGUCGCCGACAUCGUUAUGUCCCUCGAAUACGACGCCGGCGACGUGGACUCCAACGUGGCGCUAGGCUACCGCUUUUGGCGAUGGCUCUCUCGCCUUUGUGGCUCCGGAAACUCAAACCCAGAGUCCAUCUUCGACGCCCGGACUAACCGACGACGACGACCCCAACGAAAAGCCGUCACGUUUGCGUUGGAUUGGGAUGACCAGUAUGACGCGGCCUUGUGUUCACGGUGUCGACAUCACAUGCAAACGCAUUAUCAUGGCGAAUUGUGUGGUCGGUGUGGUGCCAUUUUUACCAUAAAUAGACCUUGGUCGUUGCCUGAACUCAAGAUUCAUCAUGGGGUGGCGCAUGGAACGUCAAGCCCCGUUUUUGAAAAGUGUCUUACAAGAAGCCAAUCAACACAAACGACAAGAAUUGUUGCGGAUGGCUAAUGCGGAUCAGAUCACUGCGGUCAGUGAAUUGGUGAUGAACACCCUCCGUGGCACGGUACCCCGUUCCCGACACACCAUCACGUUGCUCAAACCCCACGCCCAGAGUUUACGCGCCAUGGCUAAACCCGCUCAUUCCGUCAAACGACGACGCGCCAUCAUGAUGGCUCAAACAGGGGGUGCCCUCUGGCCGGAACUCUACCGAUGUUAUAAACGUUGCAUGCGCUAGACAAGAUCCCUCAGUUGCACCAUGGAACCCGAGAUGGUCAGCACCACGGUGAACAACGCCCCAGCUUUUUUACAAUUACGAGACCAGUACAAACAAGAAUUGGUAGAAGAUACCCGUUUGACCAAAGCCGCUGAUUUAGCGGCCAAACAACAUAUACUCCUGACCAGUGAUGUCCCCGAUGCAUGGAAACGGCCUCAACUCAAAGCCGUGAGCCGUCAAUUACGCCAUUGGACCAAAAAAGUGCGCCAACCGUUUGGAGCUGCCGCUGGGGGUGUGAGUGCCGCCGGGGCCACGACCCCCGGCGAUGAUGAUUUUGAGGCGGGUCCCAUGCAAGCCUGGUUCACGCAAUUGGUCAAGGCCACCCAGGGUAUAAAACAAGGCACCCCGACGCGUGGACCCAGAAAACCACCUGUCCCGCCCAAACCAAGGUUCACGCCCAGUGCCAAAAAGAAACUCCAGUUUACCACCCCAUUGAGCAGUGCCGAGUUGGGGGACGAGUUGCCCUUUUCCGAGGCGCCUGGAACAGCCCCGUGGGAAACCCCCAAAGAACGUGUAGACUCUAUCAAGCAAUCAUUCAAGCGCGGGAUUCGCAAAAGAGCCGCGGACAGUGCCAAAAAGAAAGCUGCGGGUGUCGCCAAAAAGAAAGCCGCUGGUUGGGCCAAAAAAGCCUUGGAUUGGAAAUCGUGGAAAACCCCCUAA
Porites lobata is the source of this 6086-nucleotide messenger RNA. NCBI's taxonomy places the organism in Eukaryota, Metazoa, Cnidaria, Anthozoa, Scleractinia, Poritidae. The record is from the annotation of a GenBank genome assembly.